GCCGGAAGUGAGCGAGGAGUUCCGGGGGACAGGCGGCCUCCGCGCUUCUGGUAUCCUGGUAUCUUGCGAGUUGAGUGCUCCUACUCCGCGCUGGAGUCGCUGUGCCGCCGCCGGGAUCAUGGUGUUCUACUUUACCAGCAGCAGCGUUAAUUCAUCUGCUUACACUAUUUACAUGGGAAAGGAUAAAUAUGAAAACGAAGAUCUAAUAAAGUAUGGCUGGCCUGAAGAUAUUUGGUUUCACGUGGACAAACUCUCUUCGGCUCAUGUAUACCUUCGAUUACAUAAGGGGGAAAAAAUAGAAGACAUCCCAAAGGAAGUCUUGAUGGACUGUGCCCAUCUUGUGAAGGCCAAUAGCAUUCAAGGCUGCAAGAUGAACAAUGUGAAUGUGGUGUAUACACCGUGGUCUAACCUGAAGAAAACAGCUGACAUGGAUGUGGGACAGAUAGGCUUUCACAGGCAGAAGGAUGUGAAAAUUGUGACAGUGGAGAAGAAAGUGAAUGAGAUCCUGAACCGAUUAGAAAAGACCAGAAUGGAGCGGUUUCCAGAUCUAGCGGCAGAGAAGGAAUGCAGAGACCGAGAAGAGAGGAAUGAGAAAAAAGCCCAAAUUCAGGAAAUGAAAAGGAGAGAGAAGGAAGAGAUGAAAAAGAAGCGAGAAAUGGACGAACUUAGGAGCUAUUCGUCGCUAAUGAAAGUUGAGAAUAUGUCUUCAAAUCAGGACGGCAAUGAUUCAGAUGAAUUCAUGUAAAUGGAGGAAAGGACCUUUUAAAGAUGUGAAUUUAGGGACAGUUGCAGACGUUUUGAUUUCAUCUGUGUUCUGAGUUAUUAAAAAAUGAGUAAAAUUCUACCUUCAUUCUACACAAAUAUUACCAACUUCAGAGUUUAAAAAAAAAGUGUUUCCUUUUUUGCCAACAGAAAAGGAUCAGAUAUUUAUAAUAUAUUUGGACUUGAAAAUAGCACAUAACUUUAGGAAAGUGAAAAUAUUUUUGCCGGAACAUGUCUUAGUACCUCAUGAAACUUGGCUGCCCUUGUUCCUGGGAUAGACUUUAGAAUGAACCAGCUCUGAAAAGUAUUUGUUACUGUGCUCUGUCCCUGAAAACAGAUGUCUUGAAAAGCUUUUCAUGUUCUUAAAAUAGCUUCACUUCUGUUAAGAAGAAUGUAUUAGUGAGCAGUAUAUGCGAAUGUUCCCCUCAGCCUUGAUUUCCUGACUAGAAAAAAAAAGCUUAUGGGUUUUGAUGGUGGUGGUGAUAUUUUCAGAAGGUUGCUGGCUUCAGUAUUCCCGUUCCAUUGUGUCACCUGAGUCUCUUAGCGGAGUUGUCCUCAGCUCCCAGCUUGUCCUAACUUUUCCCUUCUGCAUCCUUUCUCUGAGCGAGGGCCUCCCCCCCCAGGUACCAUCGUACUUAGAGAAGUAGUCAGUGUUCAUCAAGGUUGGGCGUGUGGCAGUGUUUACCUGAACACCACGUAACCCAAGCCACGUGCCUGACGACUUCCAGGCUCUGGAGCCAUUUCUCAGCACUGAGGGGAGAAACCGGAAGGCAUGCUCUGCGUCCUUUUGAAGAUGUAGGUUACCUGAUUUUUGUCUUGGGAUGCAGCCUAAAAUAAAAGUCCGUGUUGCGGUUAUGAUUUUAGGAAAAAACAUUAAGCAUUUCAUGAGCCAGCCAAGUAAUUUGUUUAUUUACCUUGAAAUAAUAUUUAUUUUGACUUGUAACCCCAGAGUUCAGAUUUCUCAAUUGUAGACCCAAUAACUUAAUAUGUAACAAGACUGCUCAUCUGAACCACCUCCUCUCCAGUGUGAUUCCAAAUAGAAGACCUGUUUUUAUUGCAGUCCCUGUAGGAAGAGACAAAACAAAACCAUGAAAGGGGAAAAGAAUAAAGCCUGCAGGUCAGGAGGCAUGCAGAUUCACAUUUUAACCACA
Molecule: messenger RNA, 1913 nt
Organism: Neofelis nebulosa (Clouded leopard)
Lineage: Eukaryota; Metazoa; Chordata; Mammalia; Carnivora; Felidae
Gene: CCDC25
Product: coiled-coil domain containing 25
Exons: 9
Coding region: 119-745 (208 amino acids)
Source: RefSeq, a predicted model, not a curated record